Molecule: messenger RNA, 7018 nt
Organism: Equus quagga
Lineage: Eukaryota; Metazoa; Chordata; Mammalia; Perissodactyla; Equidae
Gene: C13H1orf116
Product: chromosome 13 C1orf116 homolog
Exons: 4
Coding region: 146-2239 (697 amino acids)
Source: RefSeq, a predicted model, not a curated record
GGUGGCCAUUUUGGAGUCCACCCGGCAGCUGGUUGCUCCGGCGGCGAGUGCCAACCUGCUGCCGGGACCAAAGCUGGCCACACGGGUGUCUGGCCCAUGGGUAGCCGGACCGACACGAUGUGGCGGCUCCGCUGCAAGGCCAAGGAUGGCACUCAUGUUUUGCAGGGGUUGUCCAGCCGGACCCGGGUGCGGGAACUCCAGGGCCAAAUUGCCGCCAUCACCGGGAUCGACCCCGGCUGCCAGCGAAUCCUCGUCGGAUACCCGCCCGAGUGCCUGGAUCUCAGCAACGGGGAUACCAUUCUGGCGGAUUUGCCCAUCCAGUCAGGCCCGGCUUGGGACAUUCUUCACUUCCCUUCGCUUCCCCUCUGGGAGCCCCUUUCACCGUCCCUGCACCUUGCUUCAGGCAAUGCCUGAGAGGGAGCUGUGGCCAGCCGGGCCUGGCUUGGAACCUGUGACCCGCAUCAGCAGCUGCGACAGCAUGAUGAGCAUCACCUCCACCCACUCUGAAUCUAGUGACAGCAGCUACGACUUCCUGUCUGCUGAAGAGAAGGAGUGUCUGCUCUUCCUGGAGGAGACCAUCGGCUCCUUGGACACUGACAGCGGACUGUCCACUGACGAGUCUGAGCAAGCCACAACUCCCCGAGGUCCCCGGGCACUGCCCAUAACCCAGCCUGCUCCCCAGGGACGUUCAGAGGAGACGACCAUUCAGCAAGGACCACAGCCAAGGAGAGUGACUCAGUCCAGCUCUCCCUAUCCACCUGAGCUCCAAGGCCUGGGCCUCAGGUCUGGCUCCUACAGCCUCCCCAGAAAUAUCCACAUUGGCAGGAACCAGAACCUCGGGAGAAGCACCAUCCAGACUAACAGCCACAUCCUGGGGGAGUCUGAGGGACUUGCCCCAGAGCCUGAGAAAGAGCAGGUCAGUCAAAGCAGUGGGCCCGGCCAGGCUCUGACCGGCCCCCGGGAGGCUGCCAUAGAUCUGGACCCAGCGCUCAUCCCGCCACCAGAGGCUUUCCGGGACACCCAGCCCAAGCAGUGUGGGAAAGGCAGCCUACCCAAAGGGCCAGGGGAGAAUAGCCACACACCCCAGCUCCACAGGUCACUCGGCCCCCAGAAGAGAAAGGAGACAUCUUCAGAGGCCAUGUCCCAAAAAGCCAAUGAGAAAGACUCAAUGGCACAACCAGGACAACCCCGGCCUCUUCCUGCCAUGUUGUCUCAAAAUAUGAGAGUUGAAGAUGCUCCCAUCCCAUCAGGAGGGGAUCCAAAUGCCCAACUGGCUCCACUCACAGCCCCUAAGCCCCGGAAGCUUCCCCCUAAUAUUGUUCUGAAGAGCAGCCGAAGCAGUUUCCACAGUGAUCCCCAGCAUUGGCUGUCCCGCCACUCUGAGGCUGCCCCUGGAGAGUCCAGCCUGGUCGCCUCUUCACUGCAGGAGCAGAGGAAAGCCCGCAGAGAGGCGCUGGAGAAGCUCGGGCUACCCCAGGACCAAGAUGAGCCCAUCCCCCACUUAAGUAAGCCCACCAGAUCCCUCAAAGCCAAGCAGCCUGGCGUGCUGCCCCCUGCCCCAGCCCCAGCCCCAGCUGCCAUCUCCGCAGCUGUGCCAGCCGCAGGACAGGCUCCAGCUUCUGCUCCAACUCGGGGACUUUCUCCCGUGAAGGCUCUGGCUCCAGCUCCGGCUCCAGCUCAGGGAUCUUCUCCAGGCAAGGUUUUGAUUCCUGCCCAGGAACCCACUCCAGGGCAGGUUCCAGCUGCCAAAUCCAUGCCAAUUCCUAUCCCUAAGGCCCCCAGGGUAAAUAGUCCCCUGACUCAGCCAAGGCCAGAUUCAGGGCUGACUCUCCAGGAGAGCAACAUCCCUGGCCUGAGACAGAUGAACUUUAAGUCCAACACUCUGGAGCGCUCAGGCGUGGGGCUGAGCAGCUACCUCUCCGCUGAGGAAGGUCCCAGCCCCCAAACCAGCACCUCCCUGGGAAGAGGCUCCUUCCUGAACAAGAUCUCGCCCAGUGUCUUACGUAAUUCCCGGCCCCGCCCUGCCUCCUUGGGCACGGGGAAGGACUUUGCAGCUAUCCAGGUGGGAAAGUUGGCUGACCUGGAGCAGGAGCAGAGCUCCAAGCGCCUGUCCUACCAAGGGCAGAGCCGUGACAAGCUGCCUCGACCCCCCUGUGUCAGUGUUAAGAUCUCCCCCAAAGGCGUCCCUGAUGAACAUCGGAGGGAGGCUCUGAAGAAGCUGGGACUGCUGAAGGAGUAGGCACUGCCCCAGUGCCGCCAGCACCACCUCCUCCCUGCCCCCCGCCAUAUAAGAGGAGACUCAGGGCUCCACUCAGGAGCCUUUCCCUCCUCACGACUGAGGGCUUGGGCAGGGGUCAGCUUCUCUCCGAUGCUCUCUUCUCUCUUGAGGUGAAGCAGAGGGAGAGAUUUGAGUCCAAGCAAACAUUUUUAUUCAGAGUGGUUGUGCCGAGUGCCUGCACGAGUCAUCCUGAAGAUGAUUUCUACAAGAGGGUGUGUGUGUGUGUGUGUACGUGGAGGUGUGUAUUAUAGGCUGUGUAUAUCACUGAAGCUAUUUAUACGACACAAGGAGUCAUUGCUCUGAGUUCUGCUUUGUUGGAGAUUUUCUUACACUGGGUAGAGUUCAGCCUAGCCAGAACUGAGUGGAGAGCAGUCACUAAGCCUGAGAAAAAAAGUCACAUGAGAUAAUGUCUGUGCCAGGGUCAUUAGGCAAGUACUGGAUCCCACAAAAUGUGGGUCUCCCAGAACGCUGCAAUGGAUGGGGACUGGCUUAUAUGUUGCUGGAUCCGUCUCUCAGUUCUGGCCUUCUGGACAGGGUCUGGGGCCAAGAGGAGUUGGUUUGUUAUCUCUUCCCCCACUGCCUUCUCACUGUCCCCAGUCCCAAGGAUAGGACACAUUCCUGUAACUAAAACUCUUAGUUGACUGAGAGCAGAAGAGCUCUUGUUGGUCUGAGAAGGCAAGAUAAGUGACCACACAGGCACACCUCCACUAGGGAGGGUCCUUGUCCCUGGGCUUGAUAAACUCAGUCAUAUGCUGUGCGGUGGUCCCUGACUCUGAUACUCCUGUUCUUCUGGCUCCCUAUCUCAGUCUGCACAUGACUGACCCCAGGGAUGGGCCAACACUGAUGUAGGAGCCCAAGGCCGAGGCUUUAUAAAUACCAAAGGACUGUUCCAGUCUGUGUUCAUGCUGCUCCAAGUAGUUUUUUAAUUUCUUCAGUUCCUAUGAGAAAUCAACACAAUGCAUUCUCUGCUAGUUAUUCAUAGAAUAUCAGAGCUGGGAGGGACCUUAGAGACGCUCUGUCCAACUCUAUCCAGCUGGGGAAGGGGAGUGACUCAUCCGUGGUCACUCUGCCGUGUGCUAACAGAGCUGGGGCUCCUGCCUCCCAUUCCACGCUGCACGCUGCCUCUCCUCAAGCAGUGUUUUUGCAUGUCCACACAGCACCCCAAGGACCAAUAGUCACUAUCAAAGGCUCAACCUUAAGGCCCUUCAAGAUGCUCGACUGUCUUCUGAAACGCCAGAGAUUAAAUAUUGUUCAGGAUCAUAUUUGGUGUUGUGUUUUUUAAUUUUAUCUUUGGAAAGUAGCAAUAUAGUAACUCAUUAUUAACCCCAAAUUCCUUGAGAACAACUUGAGAAAAUGUCCACAGAGGGUAACAUAGGUAGGUGGUGUGAGCUUGUGAAUACAAGCUUGGAGAUCAGACAUGGCUAGACAGACCCCUGCUUCCCCUUAGGAAAUAAAUGUUAUUCAUGCCUGUGACCUGGUUGGAGUCCAGGAUCCCCAGAUAUGAGGGACAGAUAAAGGGAACCAUUGCUGGCAAGGUGCCCUUUGGGUCUGCUGAGCAUUUCUGGGCUGUGACCUUGGGGACCCAGCACCGUCAAAGCUCAGUCUUUCAGAAAAUGUUGAGAUGGUUAAGGUGAGGACAACAAAUGGCUCCACCCUGAUAUGGUACGUGGGAUGAGGGUGUGACAGUUUCUAUGUACACUCUCACACACACCCUGAAAGCCUGGCACCUUAUUCCUGGUCCUAGGCGAAGACCUGGUCUGUCACAGCUGACAGGGACUCCUACAAAGGGCCAAGCCACAUCUUAUCACAGACUCCCCAAAAGAGGGAAGGCCCCCCUCCUGAAGGACCAAUUCAACAGGCUGUAUUUGGUUGAACUGUUUCAUGUGUAUAUUUCAGGACACACCAUGAGGAGCAAUCACUUUAUUUUUUGUUAAUUGCCCUGAUAAAGAAGGAAGCUUGGGGCUAGCUGUAAGGUAAGACUUGGUAGGUAUCUGGAGCCCUGGCAUCAACACAAGGCUGGCCAACAUGGCGUAAAGUUCACUUUUCUCCGAGAUGAAAGUUACAUCCAGCCUGCCCUUCUGCUCUGCGUCCUCGUUCCUAGUGGCAUGCCCAUUUCCCCAAUUCUCCCAAUUUGAGAGGUUCUCUUCCGUUGUUACUUAAAGAUACCAUGCUUCCCCAUGUCCUCACCCUUCAAAGAGCAUUUUUGCUGUAAGAAUGGUGUUUGGGAUUCAAGAAUAGGAUAAUAAAUCCAAAUCCAGUUGUCUCCAUCUUGAAGAGGGGCAAGUGGACCCAGUGAGAAUGUCCCCAUCCUGAACUUUAUCUGUCCUCCCAUAUCCAUAAAGGAUUGCUCUUCCUUCAGCUUAGACUGAUCAGGUGGAAGGUGAGAGUGGGGUCAGGGUUGUCCUCACCUGUUUUUGAAGGAUUUUGGAUGGAAGUUUGUAAAGGCCAUUCAUUCGAUUUUAAAACGUAAAGUAGCAAUUCUACUUCAAUUGGCCUGUAUCUCUGCUGUACCUGCUGCAAUCUUGCUGCCACUGGGAGCAAACCAGGUGCCAGAUAUAGGAGGUAGCGUCUGCUCAGCCUAGCACAGUAGUUCUGAGCCCUCAGAUGUGUUGGCAGCUGCUUCUCUGGAUCACCACUCAUGUGCUAUCCUGAGAGUUCUCCAACUCAGUGGGGCAGACCCACGUGCUGGCCUACACAGAGGCCAGGGGAUGGGCCCAGGCACCUCUCAGGUGCCUCCUUCCACAGUGGGAAGUGUGGUCUGGCAGAGACCACUUUGUAAGCUGGGGGUCGGCAGGUGUGCAAAAGCUGAUGUCUAUUCCCUGGAAGGCAGGACAGGUGAAAGACUGAAGAGAAGGCCCUAGGUGAUGUUACGAGUUAGAGCUGGAAGUGAAGAUUUAAGAGCCUACAAUAUAUGUAAGCGUGUGAGAUGAACCACUCCACCCCUUGAUCCAUGAUCAUACAUGUAGGAAGAAAAGGAUCGUGCUGUCAGAAUAUGAAGCUAUAGGCUCAUAGAUUAGAGGAGGUGGGGACCAGGGGGAUGAGCAGGAGAAAUCAUGUCCAUCUCAGUCAGAAUCUAAGGAGGAAUGCAGCUAAAAUGCUCCCAAGCUCUCUUCCUCACGUGAGGGACUGUGGAGCAUAACAGAUCUGAGCUCAAUUCCACCUCCCUCACUUAAUAAUCAGGGAACCUGGGACUCUAACUUCCUGAGCCUCAGAGAUCUCCUCUGGAAAAUGGGGUAGCACCAUCCUUUCAAGAUUGGUGGGAUGAACAAGUGAUAUAAAAUAUGUAAAGCUCAGUGCUUGAAAUAGUGUAGAUAAUAAAGGAUAGUAUUGUCUUCUGGGUCUUAUUCCUUCCUUCUCAAAGGGAGCAAAUGUAGAAAGGGUUGGAAGCCACGAGUUCACCCAAUUCAGCUCUGAGACGAAAGGGGAGAGGUCUUGCUGCGAAUAAUAGUCCAAAGCAACAGCUAGGCUUUGGCACGUUUUCUAGGUGACUCAACUUCACCCACGCCGUGAUUCCUGGAAUUUGAAAAGAAAGGGAUCAGUGUGAAUAUGGUGUUUGUGUCUCAGUGAAGGCUGAACCAGCUUCCCUGUUCCAAAACCCAGCUUCCCCUUUACCAAUCUUUUGCUACCCAUGACCAUAUAGUUUGCUUCUUUUUGCUUCCUUUAACUUCCUUUUGCUGUGUGGUUCAGGGAACUAAAUGCUAUUGUAUAGUUACUUAUUUUAAGAUGGAAGAAAAGAAUAAACAUAUAAUAGGAGGGAACUCUGGCUAAAAUCAGGGAGAGAUAUCUGGGGCAUUUUUAAAAAGUAGGGUGGGCAUCUUUCAGGAAUCAAUCAGGCAUUAGUUAGCAGGAGGCAGGAGGGGAUAGUGGACGACCUCUCCCAAUCCCUUCUGACAUAGGGGCCCUGUGAAUUGCAGGAGUCAUUGCCAUCACCACGGCCAUCACCAUCAUGAUUGUCACUGACUUAGCAUACAAGUGAGCUAAACAUAGGUGACAUUCCAAUUCUAGGCCCUCCUUCCCUCUUGCUCACUGCCUACCUGGAUCGUUAUCCUUUAUCACCACUUGCUGUGUAUCCAAAGUUCAAAAUAAUCUGAAGCAGGAUGCUAUCGUGGCAAAGCUCGGGACGAGGCGAGGUUUAGUGAGUCACUUCAUCUCACUCAUAGAAUGGCGGACUUGACUGGACUGCCUCCUAGAUCCGUGCCGGCCCUGAUCUUCAUUAGGAAGAUCAACACCCUGCCAAAAAUAAUCACAAUAUAGUCUAAGGUAAAAUACGCCUCACAGAACCCGAGAGCUGGAAGGAAACUUUUAGGCUGUGUACUCCAACCUCCCACCUAAAGAGGAAUUAUGUCUAUAGGUGGAUAGAGAUAUGGUGAGAAAGAUGGAUGGGCGAGUGGGUGGACGGUUCAGGGGGCGGUGGGGGGAGGAAAUUGAGAACACAUAGUGGCCAACAGCACAGGCUCAGGCUGCCAGGCUCUCAGCACCCAGGUUUCCUUUUCUAUUUCUUUCUCUUUGCAUCCUUUAACUUCCUUUGUUGUGUGGUUCAGGGGACUAUAUGCUAUCCUACAGUUAUUAUUUAGUUUAAGAAUGGAAUAAAAAACUGAACUUAAUUAUAACAGGAAUGAACCCUCUAGAGGCAAUAAUAAUCCUUACCUGUUGCAGUUGUUAUGAGGACAGAAUCAAAGGAGGUAAUACGUGUAAAAAACACUUAGCAUAUUGCUCAAUAAAUGCAUUCUAUUAAUAUUA